UGUGCCCUGCCGAUCGAGUCCAGCACUGCUCUUCCUUCUGUGCCUUGAGCGACCGGCACCGCUGUGAUCACCGUCGUUGGUGUCGUUGGCACUAGUAUAUCGACCUUGCGCUGCCGCCGCCCCCUGCAGCCCGCUUCACUUCAGCGCCCUUCAAAGCCAUAGCCUCGUAUCGACUUGAACUGUGUGUGGAUUCUGAAUAAAUGACCGUCCCCGCAAUCGUCAUCAAGCACCUGAGGAAAGAAUACCAUCUGCCCGAUGGCGAGGUCAUCACCGCCCUCAAUGACAUCCACCUCAGCGACGACUCGGACUUUGAUCCCAUCGGCCAGGGCGAGUUUGUGAUGCUCCGGGGGCCCUCUGGAGGCGGCAAGACUAGCCUGCUCAACAUCCUCGGCACCAUCGACACCCUGACACAGGGAAACAUUGAGAUCCUGGGGCACCAGAUCGACAACCGAUGCACAGAUCGGUUCCUCUCGAACCUGCGUCUGCGACAGAUCGGGUUUGUUUUCCAGACAUUCAACUUGCUUUCAACGAUGACGGCCCUCGAGAAUGUCGAGCUUCCGAUGGCGAUUGCGAACGAGCUGGACGAACGACAGCGGCGCGAACGAGCGCUCGAGUUGCUGGCGAUGGUUGGCCUGCGGGAUCGAGUCAACCACCUCCCUUCCGAGCUCUCUGGAGGCGAACAGCAGCGGGUCACCAUUGCAAGGGCGCUCUCGAACAGACCUCAGAUCCUGUUGAUGGACGAGCCAACCGGUGAUCUCGACAGCAGCAACACCAUUGACGUCAUGGACCUGAUCCUGCGCAUCAACCAGCAGGACAAAGUAACGAUCGUCAUGGUCACUCACAACCCCGACGUCGAGUGUUAUGCCAACCGAUUGCUCUAUCUCGAAGACGGCGUCAUUGUCAAGCAGGCUGUCAACAAGAUUCAAGUGCCCCUUAUCCUUCAAGACUACCAGCGGUAUUUGUCCAGCAAGGACCAAUAACGGCUGGCAUUAUGGCUAUCUUUGGGAAUGCCUCGUGCAGGCGAGAAAAGGGAUACCCAUCGAGUCCACGGAGACUCGGGUUCACCAAGCACUUUGAGUCAUUCCACCACCAGAGAUGCCCAAGACCCAGAACACAGCCAGCGAGUCGUUC
Polychytrium aggregatum is the source of this 1131-nucleotide messenger RNA. Its product is annotated as P-loop containing nucleoside triphosphate hydrolase protein. Gene Ontology annotation, molecular function: transmembrane transporter activity; ATP binding; ATP hydrolysis activity. Gene Ontology annotation, biological process: transmembrane transport. The transcript has 9 exons. NCBI's taxonomy places the organism in Eukaryota, Fungi, Chytridiomycota, Chytridiomycetes, Polychytriales. The coding region runs from base 201 to 980 and encodes 259 amino acids. Gene Ontology annotation, cellular component: plasma membrane. The record is from RefSeq and is a predicted model, not a curated record.